Periconia digitata is the source of this 771-nucleotide messenger RNA. The record is from the annotation of a GenBank genome assembly. Lineage: Eukaryota; Fungi; Ascomycota; Dothideomycetes; Pleosporales; Periconiaceae.
AUCCACUUCCCUCGAAGGAAAAGGGAAAGCGAAAACAAGAUGUCUGGUCCCGAGAAAGCGCCUGUCGAUGGUGCCCCCGCUGCUCCCGCUGCUCCCUCGAGCUCCACCUCUAAGCCCGAUCGCACCUAUUACACAUGGGCCAAUACCUUCUCCAUUUUACUCUCGCGCAUGAAUGGCAACCGCAACAUCCCGCUCGAGAGAGCCUACUUCGCCGCCCAAGACAAUAUCAAGGCAGAAUCUUUCUGCAGGACCUGCGAAUCCCGCCGCGACUACCUGCUUCAAUACUCACCCACCGUCACAUUCCUGAGAGACGAGGUGGCCAAGCUCGGCGGCCAACUCGAUAGCAAGAAUAUACAUUGCCGCAUGUGUACGGCGGAUCAGAGUGGAGGCUUUCACAUGGAUCAUGGCAUCAUGCUGUGUGCCAACAGUUUUCGGAAUCGCGGCCAUCAGGAGGAUACCAUGGCACAUGAAAUGGUGCAUGCCUGGGAUCAUCUGAAGUUCAAGGUUGGCGAUGACAACAUGAAGCAUCAUGCCUGUCUAGAGAUUCGAGCAGCUACACUAUCGGGCGAAUGUCGUUUUACCCGCGAAUUCUUCACCAGAAAUCAAUGGCGCAUCACUGAGCAAUUGCAGAAUUGUGUUCGAAGACGCGCGACCCUGUCCAUGAUGGCUAGGCCAGCUAUCAAGAACGACGUCCAGGCGGCCAAGGUCGUCAACGAAGUAUGGGAUAGUUGCUUCUAUGAUACCAGACCUUUCGAUGAAAUAUACCGGUAA